This is a messenger RNA of Fraxinus pennsylvanica, 813 nucleotides long. Lineage: Eukaryota; Viridiplantae; Streptophyta; Magnoliopsida; Lamiales; Oleaceae. The record is from the annotation of a GenBank genome assembly.
AUGGUGUCUUGGUUGGUUAUUGUGGAAAUGCAAAAGGAUAUAGAGUUUGAAAUCCUCAAACCAACAAGGUUGUUUCCAGCAGAGAUGCUAAAGUUGAUGAGAACUCUUCAUGGAACUAGGAGCUUUACCAAAGAAGGAGAAGAAGAUAAAGUGUAUUUACUAAAGAAAGCCUUAUAUGAUUUGAAGCAGGCGCCAAGGAGUUGGUACAGUAGAAUUGACAGUCAUCUCAGCAGCCUUGGUUUCAACAAGAGUGUUAAUGAGCAAACAUUGUAUAUCAAACCAGUAGAGGAGGAUCUGCUCAUUAUUUUACUCUAUAUAGAUGAUCUCUUAAUCACAGGAAGUAAUGCAGCUUUGAUUGAUGAGAUAAAAGAUGAAUUAAAGACGGAUUUUGAGAUGACUGAUCUAGGUGAAAUGAAAUAUUUCCUUGGAAUGGAGGUUAAUCAAACUGAAGAUGCCCAAAAUUCAAAGCUAAUAAAGGAUGAUGGUGCAAAGAAAACUGAAGAAAAGGUUUAUAGGAGCUUGGUUGGAUGCUUGCUCUACCUAACAGCCACAAGACCAGACCUGAUGUUUGCUAUUAAUCUGCUAUCUAGAUUCAGUCAAGAGCCAAGUGAAAUUCAUUUCCAAGUUGCAAAAAGAGUGCUGAGUGAUUGGGCCGGUUCUGCUAAUGACAUGAAGAGUACUUCAAGCUAUACUUUCUAUAAUGGUUCAAGUCUUGUCUGCUGGAACUCUAUCAAACAAAAAAUGGUGGCUCAAUCCACAGCUGAAGCAGAGUAUAUAGAGCAACUGAGGCAACUAAUCAAGCAAUUUGGCUGA